GCAUUCCAGGCCUCCACACUCCAAAUGUUGCAACCGCCUCAGCCAGCUUUCCCUUUGCUUACUCUUAAUCAGUAGAAGAUAUGAGAAACCCACAACUGCUUUCUUUCUCAAUAGCUUUAAAGUUUUCUCUUUUCAUCUUCCUAUUCAUUUUUCCAAUCCAAGCAAGAAAAACUCCACAAAUAUGUUCUUCUUCAUGUGGAGAUAUAAAAAAUAUCAGCUAUCCCUUUCGCCUCAAGGGAGAUCCAGCUGACUGCGGUGAUCCAGACUAUGAACUGUAUUGUGAGAACAAUAAAACCAUCCUGAAUUUCCAUGCAGGAUUAUACUACGUGAAGAGAAUUUCCUAUGAUGAACGCAUAAUCCGCCUUGUUGACAUUAACUUAGCCAGCGGAAGCUGCAGUCUUCCUUAUAGGUCUCUGGGAAUCGACGAAGUGAUGGGUGAUGGACGGUAUAAUAGUGAGUAUCUUCACCCCCAUGCCACUUUUGUCAGAUGUUCCGAGGAAAUCAAUAAUAUGGCUAGCAGCAGAGUACCCUGUUUGAGUGGGAAUACGUCUCAAAUUUACGUUAAUUACACUGACUACAGAUUGUAUUAUCCUGAUAUUCCAAGUUCUUGCAACAUCAUUUCCAUGGUCCUGACAGAUCAUCCGGAUGAUAAGCUUAACUUCCCUUCCAAUUAUGAAGCAAUCCGGCAGAUACUGCAAUUGGGGUUUGAUCUGAAUUGGACAGUUGAGUGUAGGGAUUGCACGGCACGUGGUGGUUACUGCCAGUUUCCCACUGAUAAAUCAAGGGCGUUUCAAUGUAAAAAGGAAGAAGAUUCCGCUACUCAAAUUCGGCGGGCUAUCAUUUAUCUUUUUUCGAUCUUCCUAUUUGGUUUGAUAAUUUUUUUUAGAUUCAUCCUUGCUCCCCUAGUUGUUUUUGUUUUCAUUCUCCACAAAUGCUUCUCUAGGCGAUAGAAGGACGACACGGUGGAAAAUUUCGCAGAGUCAACAAAUCUGGACUCCAAGAAAAUCCUCGUACAGUACUGAUAUAAUUGCAGAGACGAAAUACUAAGAAGAUCAACAAAUUAUUAUGGCAAGGUGGCUUUGUCCUAGUUUGUAAUUAAGGGCCAACUACUUCCUUGAUUGUUGCUUGACUACCGUAGAAACCAACAAAUUUUUAUGUAAUAUUUUUCAUCUUCUAAUAUUUAUUGAAAUAAAAAAAAUUAUUCGUAACUUGACCUGCAUAAUGGGUGUUAUUGAUACAAUUGUUGAUGUAUCUUCUUAUGUUGAUCCCUAUUCGGUGAACUUUAAGAAUGGAGUACCAAACUUGAGAGAUGAGUCCUUCAAGGCAUGUUUUACAAGUCAAUUUCCUUUAGAUUUAUUUGCCGCGACCAAUACGAGAGAUGCAACAGGAGUAGUCAAUUGUCUAAGAGAUACAAUUAAGAUCAUAUUAGAAAUCAUUUUGCACUAGUGAGAUUCUAAUAACUAAACACCUUUGUAGAGGAUCGAAAAUAUUAGCCUUACGCUAAGUUUUCUAUAGCAAACGAAGUCUAAGUAAUUUGUUUCUAAUUUGAAAGAGAGAGAAUAAUUUUGAAGAUAUGAAUUGGUAUAUCAAAUGUGUUCUACACUUAUCUAUUUAUAAAAAUUUAGUUCAAGUGACAUGUCUCUUUAAUUUGUAUUAUUUAAUCCAAAAAUUAUGUUACUUUAUUAGAAACACACCCUUCU
Messenger RNA from Durio zibethinus, 1700 nucleotides. RefSeq names its product putative RING-H2 finger protein ATL21B. NCBI's taxonomy places the organism in Eukaryota, Viridiplantae, Streptophyta, Magnoliopsida, Malvales, Malvaceae. The record is from RefSeq and is a predicted model, not a curated record. Gene Ontology annotation, molecular function: polysaccharide binding.